Messenger RNA from Meloidogyne enterolobii, 438 nucleotides. The record is from the annotation of a GenBank genome assembly. NCBI's taxonomy places the organism in Eukaryota, Metazoa, Nematoda, Chromadorea, Rhabditida, Meloidogynidae.
AUGUUUAAUCAAGUUGAAAGUUCUGCACAAAAUAGAUCAAAAUUUAAAAGUACCUUUGAUCUUUCUAUCUUCCAUUCGGGACACAAAAAAGCUUUGGAAAUUUACAAUCAAAUUGUAAAUGCAGAAGAUUCAAAUGAGCAUAUUUCGGCGUUAAAAAAUGCCAAAAUUUUUGAUUUUGAAGAAUUAAUAAAGAAAGGUCCAAACAAAUUGUUAAAUGAACUCGUUGAUAUGAUAAAUGAAAUUUUAGAAGGAAAAGAAAAGGAUAAUAUUAAAAACAUAAAUAUGGGGUUUUCGAUGUGGAAGACAUUGGCUUUUGGUUUUGAUUGGAAUAAAAUUGUGGAAAACUUGAAUUGUCAUCUUGACAAGAAAAAAGGUAAAAUGAACAAAGGUUUUGAUGCCCAAAUUGAUAAAGGGCUGAAAAAAUUAGCUAUAUUUUAA